AUGAUCCGGCCCAACACCCUGGACAGGUGCCGAGGGAAACUGCUGGUGCACAGCCUGAACCUAUUGGCAAAGCAAGGACUGCGCCUUCUACGGGGCCUGAGACAGAGCAACGUGCAAGAGAAGGUGGCACUGGCCAAGAAGCUGCUGGCAAAACUGCACUUCCUGGCCCAAGAGCCCCAGCCACCCCUCCCAGACGUGCUGGUCUGGAUGCUCAGUGGGCGGCGCCGGGUGGCCUGGGCCCGGAUUCCAGCCCAGGAUGUGCUUUGCUCCGCGGUUGAGGAGGAACGAGGCCAGCACUGUGGGAAGAUCCAGAGUUUGCUGCUCACCGCACCUGGGGCAGCUCCUGGUGAGGUCUGUGCCAAGCUGGAGCUCUUCCUGUGGCUGGGGCUGGGCAAGCAAGCCAAGGCCUGCACCUCAGAGCUCCCCGAGGAGCUGCUGCCUGAGCCCCCCGCCGGGCUGCCCCGCAGCCUGCUCCGGGAUGACUUCAGCUACUUCCAGCUCCGGGCUCACUUGUACCAGGCCCGAGGUGUGCUGGCAGCAGAUGACAGUGGGCUCUCGGACCCCUUUGCUCGAGUCCUCAUUUCUACCCAGUGCCAGACCACACGGGUCCUGGAGCAGACGCUGAGCCCCCUGUGGGACGAGCUCCUGGUGUUCGAUCAGCUGAUUGUGGACGGGAGGAGGGAGCACCUACAUCAGGAGCCGCCGUUAGUGAUCAUCAAUGUCUUCGACCACAACAAGUUUGGCCCCGCCGUGUUCCUGGGCAGGGCGCUGGCUGCCCCGAGGGUGAAGCUGCUGGAGGACCCUUACCAGCGCCCUGAGCUACAGUUCUUCCCCCUGAGGAAGGGGCCCCGGGCAGCUGGAGAGCUCAUCGCCACCUUUGAACUCAUUGAACUGGACUACAGUGGCCGGCUUGAGCCCUCAGUGCCCAGUGAUGUGGAGCCCCAGGACCUGACACCCCUGGUGGAGCCCCUCUCCAAACGCCUAUCCCUGCCGCCCAACGUGCGCCCGGUGCUCAGGGAGUUCCAUGUGGAGGUGCUGUUCUGGGGUCUGAGGGGCCUCGGCCGUGUGCAUCUGUUUGAGGUGGAGCGGCCCCAGGUUGUGCUGGAGGUGGCUGGGCGGCGUGUGGAGUCUGAGGUCCUGGCCAGCUACCGUGAGAGCCCCAAUUUCACCGAGCUCGUCAGGCAUCUGACAGUGGACUUGCCAGAGCAGCCUUACCUGCAGCCCCCGCUCAGCAUCCUAGUAAUUGAACGCAGGGCCUUUGGCCGCACAGUGCUCGUGGGUUCCCACAUUGUCCCCCACAUGAUGCGAUUUACACUCAGGGGUCAGGAGGAUACCCCCGAGGAGGAAGGAGAAGAGGAGACAGGGGACUUGGUGCCCAAGGAGCUUGAAGGAAGGAAGUCCCUGGAUCCCUCAUUGGUUGAAGCAGGGAUGUCCGGACGGCUCCUGAAGGCUCCUCAGAAGAAGCUCCCCAUGAAAGGCCUCCUGGACCAAGGCCCAGAGCUGGAGGAGGACGUCCCAGAUCCUGAAGAGCUCGACUGGUGGUCCAAAUACUACGCAUCGCUGCAGGAGCUCCAGGGGCAGCCCGACUUUGAUGAGGAUGAAAUGGAUGAUCAUGGGGAUUUAGAUGGGGCCAACCUCACUUCCGCAGAGGGGGAAGCCCAAGACCAGGGCAAGGCUGAAGUCAAAGGCUCCAUGUCCCUGAAAAAAGCAAUCGCCACUCUGAAGAUCUACAACAGCUCCCUGGAGGAAGAGUUUAACCACUUUGAAGACUGGCUGAAUGUGUUUCCCCUGUAUCGAGGGCAAGGUGGUCAGGAUGCAGAUGGAGAGGAAGAAGGAUCUGGGCACCUGGUGGGCAAGUUUAAGGGCUCCUUCCUUAUUUACCCUGAAUCAGAGGCAGUGUCAUUCUCUGAGCCCCAAAUCUCCCGGGGGAUCCCACAAAACCGGCCCAUCAAGCUCUUGGUCAGAGUGUAUGUGGUAAAGGCUACCAACCUGUCUCCCGCGGACCCCAACGGCAAAGCGGACCCCUACGUGGUGGUGAGCGCUGGCCGGGAGCGGCAGGACACCAAGGAGCGCUACAUCCCCAAGCAGCUGAACCCCAUCUUUGGAGAGGUCUUGGAGCUCAGCGUCUCUCUGCCUGCUGAGCCAGAGCUGACCGUGGCUGUGUUUGAUCACGACCUGGUGGGUUCUGACGACCUCAUCGGGGAGACCCACAUCGACCUGGAAAACCGAUUCUACAGCCACCACAGGGCGAACUGUGGGCUCGCCUCCCAGUAUGAUACGGAGGGGUACAAUGCCUGGCGCGAUGCAUUCCGGCCUCCUCAGAUCCUGGCGGGGCUGUGCCAACGCUGUGGCCUGCCUGCCCCCGAAUACCGAGCAGGAGCUGUCAAGGUGGGCAGCAAGGUCUUUCUGACACCGCCUGAGACCCCGCUCCCAGGUAGUGGGGGCCCCAAGGUGGCAAGUGAGGUCUCCGAGGAGGCCCAGGCUUUGCUUGUGCUGCGGCGCUGGCACGAGAUGCCAGGUCUUGGGAUUCGGCUGGUGCCUGAGCACGUAGAAACGCGGCCCCUCUACCAUCCCCGCAGCCCGGGGCUGCUGCAGGGAUCUCUUCACAUGUGGAUUGACAUCUUCCCCCGAGAUGUGCCUGCACCACCCCCAGUUGACAUCAAGCCUCGGCAGCCAAUCAGUUACGAGCUCAGAGUCAUCAUCUGGAACACGGAGGAUGUGGUUCUGGACGAUGUGAACCCGCUCACUGGAGAGAUGUCGAGCGACAUCUAUGUGAAAAGCUGGGUGAAGGGGCUGGAGCACGACAGGCAGGAGACAGACGUGCACUUCAACUCCCUGACUGGGGAGGGGAACUUCAACUGGCGCUUCGUGUUCCGCUUUGACUACCUGCCCACGGAGCGGGAGGUGAGCAUCCGGCGCCGGCCCGGACCCUUCGCGCUGGAGGAGGCUGAGUUCCGGCAGCCGGCAGUGCUGGUCCUGCAGGUCUGGGACUAUGACCGCAUCUCUGCCAACGACUUCCUCGGGUCCCUGGAGCUGCAGCUGCCGGACAUGGUGCGGGGCGCCCGGGGCCCGGAGCUCUGCUCUGUGCGGCUGGCCCGUGACGGGGCUGGGCCCAGGUGCAGUCUGUUCCGCUGCCGCCGCUUGCGGGGCUGGUGGCCUGUGGUGAAGCUGCGGGAGCCAGAGGACGAGGAGCGGGAGCAGCGGGAGGCUAAGAAGAGGCGGCGGCGGCGGAGGAGGAAGGGCCGGCCAGAAGACUUGGAGUUCUCAGACUCAGGAGGCAACACCUACAUCCUCACGGGGAAGGUGGAGGCAGAGUUUGAGCUGCUGACUGUGGAAGAGGCUGAGAAAAGGCCAGUGGGGAAGGGGCGGAAGGAGCCGGAGCCCUUGGAGAAGCCCAAUCGCCCCAAAACCUCCUUCAACUGGUUUGUGAACCCGCUGAAGACCUUCGUCUUCUUCAUCUGGCGCCGGUACUGGCGCAUCCUGGUGCUGCUGCUGCUGCUGGCGCUGAUCAUCAUCUUCCUCCUCCUCGUCUUCUACACCAUGCCCGGUCAGAUCAGCCAGGUCAUCUUCCGCCCCCUGCACCAGGCCCCUGGCCCUAACUGACCUUGGACUCUGAUCCCCUGGCGCCCACCCAUCUCCCGCUCCUGGGAGUCCUUCCUGCCAAUAUGAGCUACUUGAGUCCACUGCUUGGUUUGAAUAAACCUUCACCCGCAUCCACCA
This is a messenger RNA of Phyllostomus discolor (pale spear-nosed bat), 3720 nucleotides long. RefSeq names its product fer-1-like protein 4. Gene Ontology annotation, biological process: plasma membrane organization. Bases 1 to 3603 code for a protein of 1200 amino acids. Gene Ontology annotation, cellular component: membrane. Lineage: Eukaryota; Metazoa; Chordata; Mammalia; Chiroptera; Phyllostomidae. The record is from RefSeq and is a predicted model, not a curated record. The transcript has 26 exons.